CUGAUAAUUAUUUGUUUACUAUUUAAUAUUAUCUUUAUCAAUUAUAUUUGAAUUAAACUCGCUAGUGAUCUGAGAGAUCGAGGGAUUCGGUAAAAUGGGAUUUUUGGAACGUUUUUGAAAGAAGAAGAAGAAGAGAUCGAGAAGAAUAAGCGUGAUUUGAAUUUGUGUUUGGUUUUUUGAGAAUUGGAAGUUGGAUUCGAGAUGGGUUUUUUCAGUACUGUAUUGGGUUUUUGUGGAUUUGGAUUUGGGAUUUCUAUCGGUCUCGUUGUUGGGUAUUUUCUCUUCAUCUAUAUCCAGCCAAGCGAUGUUAAGGAUCCUGAACUUCGUCCUUUGGUUGAGCAAGACUCAGAGACAUUGCAGCGCAUGUUCCCUGAGAUUCCACUCUGGGUGAAAAAUCCAGACUAUGAUCGUAUUGACUGGCUGAACAAGUUUAUUGAAUAUAUGUGGCCUUAUCUGGACAAGGCCAUUUGCAAGACUGCAAUGACUAUCGCGAAGCCCAUAAUUGCUGAGCAAAUUCCAAAAUACAAGAUCGAGUCUGUUGAAUUCGAAACACUCACUUUAGGGUCCUUACCACCAACUUUUCAAGGUAUGAAAGUGUAUACUACUGAGGAAAAGGAGUUGAUUAUGGAACCUUCUAUAAAAUGGGCUGGAAACCCUAAUGUCACUCUUGCUGUAAAGGCCUUCGGGUUAAAAGCAACUGUUCAGGUGGUAGAUUUGCAAGUCUUUGCCUCUCCACGUAUAACUCUGAAGCCCUUGGUUCCAAGCUUUCCUUGUUUUGCGAAUAUAUAUGUGUCUCUUAUGGAUAAGCCGCAUGUUGAUUUUGGGUUAAAGCUUGUAGGGGCUGAUCUGAUGUCAAUACCUGGCCUUUACAGAUUUGUCCAGGAGCUCAUUAAGGAUCAAGUUGCAAACAUGUAUCUGUGGCCCAAAACCCUUGUAGUGCCAAUUGUUGACCCAGCAAAAGCAUCGAAGAGGCCUGUAGGUAUUCUGACCGUGAAGGUUGUAAGGGCAAUGAAGCUAAAAAAGAAAGAUAUUCUUGGUGCUUCAGACCCUUAUGUCAAAUUUAAGCUCACCGAAGAUAAGCUACCAUCAAAGAAGACUACCGUCAAGCAAAAGAACUUGAACCCUGAAUGGAAUGAGGAAUUUAACUUGGUUGUGAAAGACCCACAGAGCCAGGCUUUAGAGCUUACUGUCUAUGACUGGGAGCAGGUUGGAAAACACGACAAAAUGGGUAUGAAUGUAGUUCCUUUGAAAGAACUUCAACCUGAAGAGACUAAAGUUCUUACUCUUGACCUCCUGAAAACUAUGGAUUUGAAUGAUGUUCAAAAUGAGAAAUCGCGUGGGCAGCUUGUUCUGGAAUUAACAUAUAAACCUUUCAAGGAAGAUGAGAUGCCACAAAGCUAUGAAGAUACUCAGACAGUACAGAAUGCUCCUGAUGGAACUCCUACUGGUGGAGGACUGCUUGUUAUCAUAGUUCAUGAAGCUGAAGAUGUUGAGGGAAAACACCAUACUAAUCCACAUGUACGACUUCUGUUUAGAGGGGAGGAGAAAAGGACUAAGCCUAUGAAAAAAAAUAGAGAUCCAAGGUGGGACGAAGAGUUCCAGUUUAUGGUUGAUGAGCCUCCUACUAAUGACAAACUGCACGUAGAAGUUGUCAGUACCUCAUCAAGAAUGGGCCUGCUACAUCCAAAGGAAUGUCUGGGAUAUGUUAAUAUCAAUCUUUCAGAUGUUGUUGCCAACAAAAGAAUAAACGAGAGGUAUCAUCUCAUAGAUUCAAAGAAUGGUCGGAUCCAGAUUGAGCUGCAAUGGAGAACAUCGUCAUAAACUCAGCUGAUUUGAUUUCAGUGUUGUAAUGGUCCAUGAUGUGUGAUGUCUAAAGUUAGUGAUUGACAAGGCUCAGUUUCAUUUUCAUGUUUGACCUUUUUCCUUUACAUACACACUAGUUUAUUUGUUAUAUUCGUGUACAUAUGUACAUGAUGAUGAGGAGGAGGAGUUUGGUAGCUGAUACUAAUUGCAACAGUAAACAUUUAAAACUGUUGAUGAUGAUGAUGAUGAUGAUGAUGAUGAGAUGGAAAAGAAAACGGGUUAUUUUCAUAUGAAACCAAACUUAAAUA
Molecule: messenger RNA, 2111 nt
Organism: Humulus lupulus (European hop)
Lineage: Eukaryota; Viridiplantae; Streptophyta; Magnoliopsida; Rosales; Cannabaceae
Product: synaptotagmin-2-like
Exons: 12
Coding region: 202-1821 (539 amino acids)
Cellular component (GO): endoplasmic reticulum
Molecular function (GO): lipid binding
Source: RefSeq, a predicted model, not a curated record